AGGUAGUCUCGAUUCUCCACCACAAAUAAUCACUUUGGUUGUUCACCAUCUUCAACAUUAUUUGCUUCUUCAGGACACAGUGCACUACAACAAAAUAAUGGAAUACUUCAAUGCGGGAGGAGGUGGAUCAACUGGAAACGGAUCAACUGAUCCAUAUGCUGUCAUUCCUCAACAAUUCGGAAAUGGUGGUCAACAGCCACAGCAACAAGUGUUCACCGACUACCAGCAAGAUGGUUCUGCAACCGACUACGAAACAUAUCAGCAGCAGCAACAGCAAUACAGAGCUGCUCAAGCUUCUCAGCAAUCUUCAUCAAUGUAUUAUCAAAAUCAGAUGACCGCUGCACAGGCUAAUUAUUUUCCAAUUCAUUCGGCUUCCGAACAUGACUUUCUCGGACCACAACAGCCGCCAUCAGCUACAACUUCAGUAAGCGGUGCCGCAGGUGCACCAUAUCAAAGUGCAAGUGGUGGGAACAAAGAAUUUAUGAUGCAGCAUCAGCAACGCCGUGGCAAUCAGUCUGGUCAACAGCAGCAAAAUCAGCCGUCUCAACAAAAUAAUCAGCAACAACAGAAUCAAGGCGCUCGUCAACAACAUCCACAGCAGAUGCAGCAACAGCAGCAAUCAAACCAAUCGGCCCAUUUCAUGCAUCAGCAACUACAGGCCGUUCAACAGCAACAAGCCCAACAGAUGCACCAUCGUCUUCAAGGAGCUCCGAUCAAUCCACAACAGUUCAUGGUUCCACCACCAACAAUGAUGCAGCCUCAACAGAUGCAACAAGCUCAGCAGCAACAGGCUCAGCAAAUGCAUCAAAUGCAGAUUCAUCAUCAACAACAUCCACAGAUGAUGCAGCAGCAUGCUCAGCAGGGUUAUCAUCCACAUCAGCAGAACCAACAACACCAAGCUGGUCAACAUCAACAAAGUCAUCAUCAGAGUCAAAACCAUAACCAACAUCGCAAUCACAAUCAGAGUCAUUCGGGUCCACAUCACAUUCCACAGAAUCUAAUGAUGCCUAGAUGCAUGCUAAAAGACUGGCCGAUUCGUUGUGUUGUUGAAGGAAAAUAUCAUGCGGUGAUUAUUGGACCAAAUGGAAGUACUAUCAAAGAUAUUGCUAGUUCAACUCGUUGUCGUGUAGAUUUCGUUAAUCUUUCAAAGAAGGAAAGAACCGUUUUGGGAAAUAAUGAUCGGAUAUUAACAGUUCAUGGAGUUGCUGAACAAGCUACAAAAGCAGUUGCUCGUAUUUUGGAUGUUAUUCAAAGCGAGGCUGUUAAGGAUGAUGUCAAUGUAGGCGCUGACACGGUUCUCCGUAUGAGAGCUCACAAUCAACUCUGUGGUCGUCUUAUCGGCAAAGCUGGAAGUUCAAUUAAAGAAAUUAUGCAGAAAACUGGAACAAACAUUACCGUAACCAAGUACAUUGAACCACCAGGUGGUAUUUCUGGACUCACUGCGAAUGAAUUACUUGGUCUUAUGGAACGGACGAUUAUGGUUCGUGGACCAUCGAUUGAGGCAGUUGUUCAGGCGGAAGCUCUCAUUUCUGCAAAACUGAAAAAGUGUUAUGAAUCGGAUUCGCAGCUUAGAGCACAAUCAAUGCAAUGUCCAAUGCCACCAAUGAUGAUGCCACCAAUUCUUCCACCAGGUGCUUCAUCUUCAGCAGUUUCAGCUCCACAUUUUAUUCCAACUCCAGUGGGUGUAAUGCAGGUGCAGCACUUUGCCAGCUCACAGCAUCUUGUUCAUCAAAAUGCCAACAACAGUUUCCUACAGCCUGGAGUUCUUCAAAUUCAACCUGGAACCACUAAUCUCCGUCAAGUUCGCAUGUGGGUUCCUGAUAGUAUGAUUGGAGCACUCAUCGGCGCAAAGGGAAAGAAUAUCAAGAUGAUAAUUCGUGAUACUGGUGCAUCCGUUAAAAUUGAGGCUCCAGAAGAGAAGACUCAGAGAGAAGCUGAAGAAGCUGAGAAAAAACGAAAAUUGGAUGAGACGGAUAGUGGAUGUGAAGGUGUUGCUUCUGGAGAUCAUCCACAAGAGUUUCUGGAGGAUAAUGCAACAAUCAACUCAUCUGAUGCUAUUGAGGAGAAGCCAAAACCAGUUUCGGAGCGAAUGGUGACUAUCAACGGAGAUGAUCUUCAACUUCUCAAGGCUCAAUCGUAUGUGUUUUCGAAAAUAGCAGAGACAAGCUCAUCGUUGCCCUCAUCGGGUAUGGAUGGCGAUAGAUCUCACAUGUUGAGAAUCCGUACUGAAGUGUCCGUUCCAACUAGAAUCAUUGGUAGAAUAAUUGGAAAAGGUGGACAGAAUGUUCGUGAGCUACAGAGAAUUACGGGUGCUGUGGUCAAGAUUCCAGAAGAAGAGCGAAAUGGAGGAGAGGUUUAUAGACACGAUGAUGGUCUCGAAGAAGACAUGACUAUGAUAAGAACUAUUGGAAAUAUGUACUCAACUCAUAAUGUGCAAUUCCGACUUGCUCAUCUUGUAAAUGAGUAUUAUCGUUCCGGAGAUCAUCGCAAUAAGUCAUCUGAUUAUAAAGGAGGUCGACCACAUUCAGCCCCAUCAUCAGGUCAAGAAAAAGAUGGUUCCGCACUCGAAAAAAUGGACCAGCUGGGCACAAUUGCACCAAUUAGCAAUUCGAAUCGGGCUUCUCCAAAAUCUGUUUCUCCUCCUAAAUCCAAAUCGCCAUAGAAUAUAGUUCUACGGUUUCCAGUUUUUUGUUGAAAUUUUCCAUAUUAUUCUUUUGUUUUUUUUUUCUUUUUCAAUUUCUUCCCUUUGGUUUUAUGUCCCGCACCAUCAAAACAAGCAUUUUCCCGUUGUCUUUUCCCCGUCCCGCGUUGAGCAAUUUUUUGAGAAUUUAAGUUUAGCACAUAUUUCGCAACAAAUUUACAUUCAUUUCUUUACGAGCAUAUCCCGAACCAAUACAUUUUCUGAAGAAUACCCCCCUCCAUCCCCAAUGUUAUUCCAAUUGUUUUUUAGGAAUAUUUUCCCAUUUCCCCCCUGACGGGUGCGUACUGUAUUCUCGGUCUCUUCGACGGGACGUUGCCCCCAACCAGAAUUUGAGAACAUUUUGCAAAAAUAAUAAUAACUUUAAUUUCUAGACGUAGGCUAGACUACACAGCGGGUCUCUACAUGACCUUAAUAGGUCUAGUUAACUAUUGCUUUUCCCUAGAAUCGUAAAUGCUCUCACAAUUUCUUCAACGCUCCCCGGCGACGCCACCAAAAGCCCACCACCAUCACAACAGUUUCGUUCUGAUAUUUCAGAUGUAACUCCCAACUGUUCACUCUGAAAAUUUUGGAAAUCUGUUCCUUCUCUUCCCCCUUUGAAAUGUUUCUGGUAAUAAUGAUAACUUUUUGCGAAUGAAUGUGUCCUAAAAAGU
Messenger RNA from Caenorhabditis elegans, 3351 nucleotides. It is a transcript of the gene imph-1, whose product is annotated as K Homology domain-containing protein. Gene Ontology annotation, molecular function: nucleic acid binding; RNA binding. NCBI's taxonomy places the organism in Eukaryota, Metazoa, Nematoda, Chromadorea, Rhabditida, Rhabditidae. The transcript has 12 exons. The record is from RefSeq and is marked reviewed. The coding region runs from base 98 to 2662 and encodes 854 amino acids.